Molecule: messenger RNA, 1122 nt
Organism: Sphenostylis stenocarpa
Lineage: Eukaryota; Viridiplantae; Streptophyta; Magnoliopsida; Fabales; Fabaceae
Source: the annotation of a GenBank genome assembly
AUGGCUCCUAUGAAGGUUCAACCGAUUGCGAUCGACAUCGAUUCUGAGAAGGCGAAGGAUGCAGUGGUGGUUCGUAACGAGUCCGUGUUGAAGUCGAGGCUGAAACGGUUGUUCAUUUUCGACCGUCAGUUACCGAAGAACAGCAAAGAUGUAACGACAGAAUUUGAACCAAGUUCGGUGUGCUUGGCAAAAAUGGUGCAGAAUUUCAUGGAGGAACAACCUCCGGCACCCAAAUGUGGUCGCAAUCGCUGCAACUGCUUCAAUGCGAAUAGCUCUGAUGAGGACGAUUUCGACCUCUUCGGUACCCCGCCCCCACCGGAAUCGUCCAAUGCCGAUGCAGCUGAAUCCCUCAAGAGCUUGAUCCCUUGCGUGAGUGUCGGAGAGAGGAACCUGUUAGCUGAGGUGUCGAGAAUCGUCGACAAAAACGGCAAGUCGUUUAAGGGGAAAGAUGAACUGAGAAAGGUCGUCGCGGAAGCACUUUCUUCAGUGUUGGGUUAUGAUUCUUCCAUCUGCAAGUCUAAAUGGGAGAAAACUUCGUCCUGUCCUGCUGGUGAAUAUGAAUUCAUAGAUGCAAUUGUGGAAGGUGAGAGGUUGAUCGUGGAUGUGGAUUUUCGAUCUGAGUUUGAGGUGGCUAGAUCUACAGGAACUUACAAGGCGAUUCUUCAAUCGCUGCCGUUCCUCUUCGUUGGAAAAUCGGAGAGAUUGAAGCAGAUAGUGACUAUUGUCUCGGAAGCUGCCAAUCAGAGUUUGAAGAAGAAAGGAAUGCAUGUUCCGCCGUGGAGGAAGCGCGAUUACAUGCUCGCAAAGUGGCUCUCUCCGUCCAGUGUUAGGGAGAAGCAACCCCCAUCCUCCUCCGUGCAAGUGGUCGUAUCUCAGCCGGAAACACUGUCCUCCGGUGAUGCGGCGUCGACGGAGAGCGAUUGCGGUGAGUUGGAGCUGAUUUUCGGCGAGGAAUCGUCGCCGAAGCACGAGAUUGAGUCGGAGGCAGAUUCCGCCAAGGAGAAGGCAGAGUCGCCAUCACCGACUCCGGUGUGGCAACCGCCAGCGGUGAAGCCGAAGAGCGUUGAGAGAGGGACGAAGGUGGUUACCGGCCUGGCCUCUCUUCUCAAGGACAAACCAUAG